AUGUCUGACCAGGAGGCAAAACCUUCAACUGAGGACUUGAGGGAUAAGAAGGAAGGAGAGAACACUAAACUCAAAGUCAUCAGACAGGAUAGCAGUGAGAUUCACUUCGAAGUGAAAAUGAUGAUGCAUCACAAGAAACUCAAAGAAUCAUACUGUCAAAGACAGGGAGUUCCCAUGAAUUCACUCAGGUUUCUCUUUGAGGGUCAGAGAAUUGCUGAUAAUUACACUCCAAAAGAACUGGGAAUGGAGGAAGAAGAUGUGAUUGAAGUUUAUCAGGAACAAACGGGGGCAUUCAAUGGUUUAGAUAUUUUUAUUUUUUAUUCUUCUCCCUUAAUCCUUUUUUAUUUUUAAAAAUAGUUCUUUUGUAAUGUAGUGUUCAAAACAGAAUUGAAAACUGGCACCCCAUCUCUUUAAAACAUCUGGUAAUUUGAAUUCUAG
Messenger RNA from Physeter macrocephalus (sperm whale), 438 nucleotides. Its product is annotated as small ubiquitin-related modifier 1-like. The record is from RefSeq and is a predicted model, not a curated record. Gene Ontology annotation, biological process: protein sumoylation. Gene Ontology annotation, molecular function: ubiquitin-like protein ligase binding; protein tag activity. NCBI's taxonomy places the organism in Eukaryota, Metazoa, Chordata, Mammalia, Artiodactyla, Physeteridae. Gene Ontology annotation, cellular component: nucleus; PML body. The coding region runs from base 1 to 351 and encodes 116 amino acids. The transcript has a single exon.